AGUAUUUGCAGACAGUAACUUGUGUCUAAAAUCUUUUCCUUUUUCUUUUGGGCAAAAUUAAAUAUUGUUUAUGUAUGUUUUUCUUCCAAGUUUUAUAUUCAUAAUGAAUGUGCCUCAACCCCUCCCACCGUUAAAAACAAAAACCACCCCUAUCUGUUCAUCCUAUUCUGGAGGGAAUGUCCCUCCACUUGUGAUGCAUGCGGUGAGGAGGAUGGUCAUGCUCGCUAUUUAUGUCUUACAUGCAAUCUCAUGGUCCAUCAGAAAUGCAUUUCCCUACCACAAACCAUCAAAAUCUCAGUGCAUGAUCAUCGAAUUUGCCACACCUAUUUCAGUGGAGAAAAGGAGUCUGAAAAGAGGAAAUGCAGAAUUUGUUGCAAACAAGUCAAGGCAGAGUACAGAGUUACUACGGUUUGGAUUUGGAUUGCAAUUACAUUUUUCAUGCGCAUUGUGCAACAAAAAGAGACUAUACUGUAAUUGAGUUAGAAAAUGAGGCUUCUUCCUCUUGUUGUGUUGUGCUAGGAGAGAACAUAAAGCAUCUCAGUCAUAAGCAUGAAUUAGUGUUUAGUGAGGAGAUUAUGGAUGAAAAAUGUUGUGAUGGUGCCUGGGGUGAAGGUUGUUGUGAUGUUCAAUACAGAUGUAGGGAAGAGGGUUGCAAUUUCUUCUUGUGCUGUAGAUUUCUUACACGACCUCUUAGAGUUCAACAUAAGUUUGAUGAACACCCUCUGAAGCUCACUCAUGAAGAUCCUAACAAGGACGACGAUCCUAUUCAACAUAUCUGUUGGAUCUGUGAAGAUGGGAGAGAUCCACAGCAUUGGUUUUAUCAUUGUGAUGAGUGCGAGUACGACUUUGAUGCUCAUCCCGAAUGUGUUCUUGGAGAAUACCCAUUUCUUAAGCGUGGGAGCUUCUACACACAUAUUGCGAUAUUUAUCAUCCACACCCUCUCAUAUUUUUCCAAUGUGAGAAAUAUCCCUACCCCAAAUGUGAUAAAUGUGCUGAGCCUUGUAAAGAUCUAGCUAUUAAAUGUACCAAGUCUAA
Molecule: messenger RNA, 1035 nt
Organism: Rubroshorea leprosula
Lineage: Eukaryota; Viridiplantae; Streptophyta; Magnoliopsida; Malvales; Dipterocarpaceae
Source: the annotation of a GenBank genome assembly